AUGGCGUCUUGGCCAAGGACUCGCCGCAGGGGAGUGGAGCCCACUGACAAGCGUGAACGGUGUUGCAAGUAUCCCACAAGGGAUCCUGAGACAUUCUUCAAGAUUGUUUUCAAUGAAAAGAUACUUAGGUUGCCAGAAAUUUUUUUACAGAAAUUUGGGGACCAGCUUGCUUCCAUUGCUACAGUCAACGGUCCCAAUGGUCGGGUUUGGCAAUUGAGUUUGGAGAAAGAUGAAAACGGCACUUGGUUUAGUGAUGGCUGGGACAAGUUUUUGGAUUACCACUCUAUCAGCAGUAAUGGCCAUAUUAUAAUCUUCAAAUAUGAAGGAAAUUCAACUUUCAAUGUUCUUUUCAUGUUUGAUAUGACUGCUGGCAAGAUCGAUUAUCCCAUUGACAAUCUAAGUAGUGAUGCGGAACCUGAUUCAGUACCAAAUGAAGAAGAGGAGAAAGAUUUUGGGUAUAAUGAUGUAUCGCUUUCAACUACUUAUAGCCCUUCCCAGAACUCUUCAGAAAGUUGGACUUCUGAUGAGUAUUUUAGUCAAGGAGUACUCAAAAAGCGUAAUAAAUAUACCACUUGGACUGAUAGAGAGAAAAGGCACAUAAGAAAGGGUGCAUGUACAGGGGCGGAGCCAGAAAUUUUGAUAAUUCUUCUCAUGACUAGUUUGCUAACUGCAGAAGUAGAUGACUUUUCGUCAACUUCAGGAUUUUCCAAAUUUUCUAAAACAAUCCAAGCUGCAAAGAAAAGGGCAAGAAAAGCAGCAGAUAUGUUUCAGUCUGAACAUCCUUUUUUCAAAGCUAUCUUGCGGCGUCAUAACAUAUAUAAUAGUUUUGUGUAUGUGCCUGCUGGAUUUGCUAUGAAGUAUCUACCUUCGGAGUCCAUUGCACUUCAGGAUUCUGAUGGAAAACGGUUCCCUGCACGAUGCUUCGAUAGAGAGGGUUCAGGUGCAGGUAGGAGUAUAGGCAAGGGAUGGGCUACAUUUGCUCGGGAGCAUGAUUUGAGAGAAGGAGAUGUCCUUGUCUUCGAGCUGAUCAACAGGGAAACUAUUGUCUUAGAAGUUCACAUAUUUCGUGCUAUUGAUUACUCAGGGAUGUAA
Molecule: messenger RNA, 1092 nt
Organism: Quercus lobata
Lineage: Eukaryota; Viridiplantae; Streptophyta; Magnoliopsida; Fagales; Fagaceae
Product: B3 domain-containing transcription factor VRN1-like
Exons: 4
Coding region: 1-1092 (363 amino acids)
Molecular function (GO): DNA binding
Source: RefSeq, a predicted model, not a curated record